CUACAAAAACAAGGACUCAUGAGAAAACCUGUUCCUGUUGCUCUCUCCGCCCACUGUAUCCACCCAUUAUUAGACUUCUUCCUGGAUGUAGAGAAGAGUCAUUAAAAGCAGUUAACCUUUAGGAUGAUCAAGACAGAUUUUAAACAUUCUCUUGGAGUCUGAUUGUAAAGACAGCAGCACCACUGAAGAGAUCCCUUUAACAUCCAAAGUCCCUGGUAGUUCUGUAUUUUUGGGUGACGUUUACUACAACAUAGAAAUGAGCGUGCAAACCUUUUCCAGAGCUGAGAUCCUGCAGAAGUUUAAUAUUCACUGUCAAUUUCUUGCUGCCAAUGACUUCGGAGGAUUCAAGCAAGAGUUUGAGGAGCUGAAUGAAGUUGGUAAAGAGUUCUCGACAAAAGCUGGAGACUUGGAUGUCAACAGAGACAAAAAUAGAUACCCCUACAUUUUACCAUAUGACCACUGUCGAGUGAGGCUUUCACUUCAAGAUCUCCAGCCGCACUCUGACUACAUCAAUGCAAAUUUUGUGCCUGGUGGAGGAUCAGAAAGAGACUUCAUCUGCACUCAGGGACCUUUGCACAACACCAUGGCUGACUUCUGGAGGAUGGUGUGGGAACAAAAUGUCAGCAUAAUUGUCAUGGUGACAGCGCUCAAACACAAGGACACAGUGCUGUGUGAUAAGUAUUGGCCCUUGGAACGAGGGACAGUUUUUCACGGCCUGAUCCAAGUAACAACACUAACCCGCAAACAAGGUCCAGAUUAUUUUGUCACCACUAUUAACCUCAGACAGAGACAUUGUCCAUCAGAGAGGAUAAUCACACACUACCAUUACCGAUCCUGGCCCGACCAGAGCAUUCCCAAAAACCCAUCACCUCUGUGUACCUUCACCGAGCAUGUACGCCAGCAUUUGAAAGCCAUUCCACGCCUCGGGCCAGCUGUGGUGCACUGCAGUGCAGGCGUCGGUCGGUCAGGAACAUUUGUAACCCUGUUGUGGUUGAUGCAGCUGUGUGUAAGAGGCAUCCAGCCUGAUGUCCGCGCCGCUGUGAAAGAUCUGCGCCAACAUCGAAUGUCAAUGGUCCAGAAUCUGGAGCAAUACAUUUUUGUUCAUCAGUGUCUGCUACAUUGGUUCAGUAGAGGAACAUCAGCAAGCAGCCCAGAGAUUCAGGGUGCCAGUUCAAUAUAAACCCAGUCCAGGAUCGACCCCGCAGCUCCUCAGGACAUGGAGAACGAGGGACGAGGAGCCACCACCGUCACAGACAGAAUCCUCCAUCGCAGCAACCGCAGAAUGCAAUACAACAGCUUCUACGUCCUGGGAACCUACUCAGUAGGCUACUUCCUUCCUGAUUUAAUCCCGACUCUCACGGCUGAGCUCACGUAAUACAACACAAACUCACAAGCAAGACCCUCCCACGGUUUUGAAGGUCAUCUACAGUGAACGUGCAGAAAGACAGGUACAGAAGUAAUGUAGAUGUGUAAUGACAUACCCAGUGGACAGAGGAUAUGGAACUUAAAAAAAAAAAAAAAAAAAAAACACUUAACUAAAAGGAACUUGACAAAAAGUAACACCUAAAGCCAGAGGGUAACAUGGACAAUAUGAACCCUAACCUGCAUCGCUGAGCACAACCUCAAGCCUGUGCAAGGUCUUGGCAAACCAAUCUGCAGGAGCAAGUUUCAUCAGGAUCCAUGAAGUCCUUUUGGCAUUGUGGGGUACACUAGGUGUCAGAGACACAGCCCCCUGGUGGCCACAAUUAGACUCAACACGCACCAACCCAAACACUGUUGAGGUCUUCUGUGGCAGGCUUCACUUUGAUAUGUGAAAAUGCAAGGUUUCAGAGAGUCUGACCCCUGGUGGAAUUUAAACACGCCCAACCUCGAACUUAUCCGAGGUUUUAAAGUUCAGUUAUGAAUAUAAAUCUAAAUGUGCAUUUCAAAUAAUGCAACUAUCACUGCUCACAUACUUCCACAUCCUUUACGCAGAUGUUGAGCAGUAUAUAGAGGAAGUUAUUUAUGAGGCCAUUAAUUACUUCACAGUAGGAUGACACAAACAUGUCAAAUCUUUGAGAAGAUUGCCAUUACUAAACGCAGGGGUUCAGAACACUUUUUUUCUCCCCCUAACCGGUUCAUUCUGUGCAGUCAGCAUUUUUACAUUUAUAGUUGAGUGCCUAGAUGUUAUUAAAAAAGUCUAUUGCUAAUUCAAGUUUUAAGAUGCCUAACUGGAGCUAUUUUCAACACUUUCUUUUACAUGCUAAGCUGUCCAAACACUGAAGUUGAUGUCCAAGACAAACAUUUAUUAAGUACAAAGCACAAUAUUAACCUUCGAGUUGAAACAGAGACCACAGCACCUGCAGCUGGAAAAUUUCUCUUCGCCAUUGAAAGAUGUGUACUAUGUUCAGAGGAAGACAGGAAGUGAACACAGCACCGUUAUUACAAGCAAAAAGUUAUUUUAGUGUAGAAUAAAAUAAAGCUUUUUGUUCAUUAUUUCAAAUAAACAACACUGUUGUGGAACAUUAAAAAAAAAUUAAGUCUUGAGUUUCCUAUUUUGUUUCUAGUGAUGUCAAUUGUGUAUUUUAUUUUCUUUCCUUGCUCUAGCUUAAAGCCUUGGUUAAGUGUCUUAGUCAUGUCCUUCUUCCUUGCGUGGUGUCUUGCUUGAACUCUUGGCUACACUACCCCAACAACUGCCAGUAGUACUGCAACGUUUCAUCCAUAUCUGAGCUGUCAGAAACCUGACACGAAAACAGAGCAAAUGCAAAUUGCAGAAGGAAGGAUCCAUUUGUAUUUAGCUUUAAACGUAAAUGAUUCUUUAGUGAGGUGACUGUGUACCAGAUUUGACCUUGAUACAGUCUCAACUCUGUCACUUCAACCACAAAGACACACUGAUAAAGUUGAGCAGUUUGUAACCCUCACUAACACUGCUGAAGUCACGCACACCACCUGUCAUUCAGGUCAAACCAGCUCAUCCAGUCUGAGCUAUUCAGCACCAGACUCGUGAGACUACUCAAACUGCUGCCUGUCUGCAAUGUAACACUGAGUGUCAGCAAGAACAUAUCAGGUCACCUUCAACAGAAAACCAAAAAUGCCUACUGUUAGUGACAUUUUUGCAUAUAAACAUAUUUGCAAAUAAACAGUGUGGUUUAAACUGGCUGUUUGAAGUUGGUAAAGGGAUGUUAAAUCACUUAUUUUAUUAAGUUGUGGGUUUUUUGUAGAAAAGUCUGUAAUUUUAUAUCACACAUUGAAGGUGUAGGUACAUUAAGGAUGCAUGUGCAGAACUGAUAAUGAAGUUACUAGAAAGACAUGGCAUAGCGGCUGUACAAAAAUGUUCAUGUUUGGAAAAAACA
Messenger RNA from Thalassophryne amazonica, 3332 nucleotides. RefSeq names its product receptor-type tyrosine-protein phosphatase V-like. Gene Ontology annotation, molecular function: protein tyrosine phosphatase activity. The coding region runs from base 257 to 1180 and encodes 307 amino acids. The record is from RefSeq and is a predicted model, not a curated record. Gene Ontology annotation, biological process: protein dephosphorylation. Lineage: Eukaryota; Metazoa; Chordata; Actinopteri; Batrachoidiformes; Batrachoididae. The transcript has 11 exons.